AUGCCCGCAUCGACCAGAGGUGCUGAGAUGCAACCGGUAUCGCAGAGGUCGAUGUUGGAAAGGCAGCAGCAGAUGAUGAGGGACAUGGACGAGCCGCUGACGGUUCUGGAAGGCUCCGUGAACAACCUGCAGCAGGUGAGCACGAUGAUCCGAACCGAGAUCAACCUCCAAAAUCGCUUGCUGGAUAAUGCGAACGAGACGACCGACCGCACCUCCGCUCGCUUGGGGCGCGCGCGGUCGAUGCUGACUCGCUUCCAAAGCCUGGAUCGAAAUCGCUGGCUGGGUAUCUCUGUGCUUCUGCUCUUCAUCGCCCUCGUCAUCCUUUUCGUGUAUGAGGUUCUUCCGUAG
This is a messenger RNA of Symbiodinium sp. CCMP2456, 348 nucleotides long. Lineage: Eukaryota; Dinophyceae; Suessiales; Symbiodiniaceae. The record is from the annotation of a GenBank genome assembly.